Messenger RNA from Terrapene triunguis (Three-toed box turtle), 472 nucleotides. It is a transcript of the gene TMEM205, whose product is annotated as transmembrane protein 205. Lineage: Eukaryota; Metazoa; Chordata; Testudines; Emydidae. The record is from RefSeq and is a predicted model, not a curated record. Bases 66 to 446 code for a protein of 126 amino acids. The transcript is spliced from 2 exons.
CCCCCCAGAGCUCAUUGUGGGGUCUCCCCCACCUCUCUGCCUCCAGGUCUGCAAACGCAGCAGAGAUGCCGAUGGAAGGGGAGCCCAGCAGUCUGGCCAAAGUCGCUCAGCUCGUCAUCCUGUCUCUGGCCUGGGGGAUGCAGAUAUGGGUCACCUUCAUCUCAGGGUUUGUGCUGAUCCGGAGCGUGAGCCGACACACCUUCGGCCUGGUCCAGAGCAAGCUCUUCCCCUUCUACUUCUACACCCUGGUGGCCUGCGCCGUCCUCAACCUCUCCAUCUUCGCCUGCUACCACCCCCGAGAGCUGCUGAGCACUGGGGAGACCCUGCAGGUACCAUUGAGGGGCCAGGCACAGCCCCGGCCCCUCGCGAGCCGGCCACCCCCGGGCAGGGGGGUCGCGCCCCUUCAUGUCCGCUCCCUGCCAUCGGUGACUUCCAGGGUUAGCUGAAAAUGGGAAAGCGGUUAAAGUGCAGG